AUGCGUAUACAACUUGUCAAGCGCGACGAUAGCUCUUAUACGACAACAAGUUCAAGAUACGCGCCAAGUCCUACUGGGUCUUCUAACAGCAACGCCAAUAAUAAUAGCAAUAAUGGGAAUGGUGAUAAUGGUAACUAUAGCAAUAAUAAUGGCAGUAACGUCAAUAACAACAGUAAUGGAGGCGGCCAAUACAACAACGGUAACAAUAACAGUAAUAAUAAUGGAAACAAUGGCCAGCCAUAUAAUAACGGGAAUAACAAUGGAAGCAGCAGUGGCUAUAGCAAUGGCAACGCUAACAACAAUGGCUAUUCUAACAACAACAGCAAUAAUAAUAGUAAUAGUAAUAAUAAUAGUAAUGGCAGCAGCAACAACAACAGCAAUAACAGUAACAAUGGUGGUGGGUCAUAUAAUAACAACGGUAGCAAUUAUCCCUCAAAUAAUAGUAAUAAUAAUGGACAGAAUAACAAUAAUAAUGCCAUACACAACGGCAACGGCUACAGUAGUAACCCUACUGGUAACAGCAAUAUGCCAUACAACAAUAAUAACAACAAUAGUAACCAAAAUAACAACUGGCCACAAGGUAAUAAUGAUUACGCAGACAGCUAUAACAACAUGCCUCCAGCACAUUUGCCACCUACUUUUAUUGAUCAAGAUACCAAUAGUCAUCAAAUGCCCACAAAAGUAAUCAUCAUCAUUGUAUGCACGGUAGUUGGAAUUAGCAUUAUUGCUGCUAUUAGUCUCUUUUACUUUUGCAAGAAGAGAAGAGAAAAGAAAAGGGAGAACAUGGCUAAUGCAUUUUUUGAAUUUUCUGCAGACAGGUCCUCUGAGAAGACAACAAGAGUCAGCCCUUUUAAAAAAUAUCAGUCGUCUCCAACUCCUAGUUUAUAA
Rhizopus microsporus ATCC 52813 is the source of this 888-nucleotide messenger RNA. RefSeq lists its product as uncharacterized. The record is from RefSeq and is a predicted model, not a curated record. NCBI's taxonomy places the organism in Eukaryota, Fungi, Mucoromycota, Mucoromycetes, Mucorales, Rhizopodaceae. Bases 1 to 888 code for a protein of 295 amino acids. The transcript has a single exon.